This is a messenger RNA of Eupeodes corollae, 2332 nucleotides long. It is a transcript of the gene cwo, whose product is annotated as transcription factor cwo. Gene Ontology annotation, biological process: regulation of neurogenesis; regulation of circadian rhythm; regulation of transcription by RNA polymerase II. The coding region runs from base 784 to 2085 and encodes 433 amino acids. The record is from RefSeq and is a predicted model, not a curated record. Gene Ontology annotation, molecular function: DNA-binding transcription factor activity, RNA polymerase II-specific; RNA polymerase II cis-regulatory region sequence-specific DNA binding; protein dimerization activity. Gene Ontology annotation, cellular component: nucleus. NCBI's taxonomy places the organism in Eukaryota, Metazoa, Arthropoda, Insecta, Diptera, Syrphidae. The transcript is spliced from 4 exons.
UUAGUGAUGCAGCAGUAUCCAGUUUUCCAUAUUGUCCUGAAUCUAGUUUGAAUUUUUCAACUUCAACAACAGCUUACAGCGAGGAUGAUGCAGAGCACGUAAUGGAAAGACGUAACAAAACGUCUAGGAGCAAAAUAUCAACAAUGAAACAAAUGAUGAUACUAAUACAGCAACAGAAAACAUCGAAUUCAGAAACAAAAACAAAGUUACAAAAAAGACAUUCGUCUUGGCCUUCACUUUCGUCUUCAAAGCACAUCAAAAACUUUACAAUAUCGCCACUUAAAUAAGAGUGAAAAACAGUCACCCGCUCCUGCAUGCAUUCCACCAUUGAACCCAUUGUCACCACCAUCGCUCCAAUUAGAUUUACAUCACAGUGACUCAAUAACUCUUCAGGUACCAUAUACAGAAAUUUUUUACCUUAAGCAAAUCAACACUGAAUUUUUCACUUCAAUGAAGGCUUUAAAAGAAAAAAAUAUAAAACGAAAGCGUAGAGUAACAGGACUUGAGAACAAGUUAAACUGGAAAAUGAAGCAAAAAUCUUCUGGGAGAAACCAUUUAAAUUUUGGAAAUUCCAGCAGUCAACAAAAAAACGGCAUUGAAUGUGCAAUAGCGAUUUUCAAUGAAGAAUUGAAAACCUUUAUAAGUUCAGAUGAUGUACAAAAAUAUAUAAGUCAAACAACAACAAUCCAAAAAGACGAAUUCGAAUGUGGACGGAAAUAAUGCUUGUGUACAUUUCUCUUGGCUAGCCAUAAAGGAGAAGAUAAACUGAGAAGAUAAAAUUGAAUGCGACUGUACUUGCCGUUUAAAAAAAAACAAGAUCCACUUUCACAUAGAAUUAUUGAAAAGAGGCGAAGAGAUAGAAUGAAUUCAUGUCUAGCGGAUUUAUCCCGACUCAUUCCACCACAAUAUCAGCGGAAGAGUCGAGGGAGAAUUGAAAAGACGGAAAUAAUUGAAAUGGCAAUACGUCAUUUAAAACAUUUACAGAAUGGAUGCGUUCAAAAAGAAACCGAUUAUCGAAUGGGAUAUACGGAUUGUAUGAAAGAAGCAGCCAAAUUUUUGUGUGAUAGUCAAAUGCAAGAAUACUGCUACCGUAUGCUAACUCGCCUGCAGGAUCAUUGUGAUGAGGUCCUUAUUAAAAGAAAUUUCUUUAAAGCCCACUGUCCUUCGGAUAAUGUAAGUGCGUCCAGUGGGAGCCCACGUAAUGGAUAUCACUACGUCGCUGCUCCAUUGACACAACUUCAAGAUAUUCUUGCAUCCGAUGUAGACCAUAGCAACAGCAUCGACAACAGUGAUGUGAAAGAUUUAAGCUUUCGAAAUUCUCAUUCCCACCAAACUCCUAUUGUAACUUCUACGGCGCCGCCAUCAUUCCACCAUGAUUCCAGCAAUCAUGAUUUUGAUGCGUCCCGAGAGCCUCUUAUACACAAUGAAACUGCAAACAUGCACUCACCAACACCAAACACCCAUAACUCUGAUGACAACUUAUUAAUGCAAGCAGUUCGCAUGCGCAAUUUGUCGGAAUCUUCCCAUGAUAUAGAGCACAACAUUAAUUAUAAAUACAAAAAUCAUAUUAAGGAGCGUUUCAACCAAGACCAUUUGCAUGAUGAAACUUCAAGUGAAUAUUGUCCACCUGUACACAUUCAAAGUGAUAUAUCGGAGCACUCAAAAGAUGAUGUUGAUGUUGGAAGUUCUGUUGUAAAAAAAAGGAAUCUCGAAGACAGUGGUAUUCUACCAGUGUCAUCUGCUACAUCAUCCAAAGCAUUCUCUUUCAGUUACAUAAAAUCUGAACUCAACAACAGCAGCAUAACAUCAGUAAUAACGGAAAAGCAAGAUAUUAAUACCCCAACUGCGGUAGCUAGCCGACAUUUCGCUGUUCCCAUAUUUGCUCUCCACGGGCAUGGCACCUAUUACGUUCCACUAAACAUUGAUUACAAUAGCUUGGUUCCAUAUCUAAAUGGAAUCAAUUUAAUGGACAAAAACUAUUCAGGGACACCUGUUCUGCAUCCAAUUAAUAUAAAUGUGGACUUCGCGCCAACGAGACAUAUACCUAACAAAAACAAAGUUGAAUCAAACACAUAUGUAUGGUAAACAAGAUCGCUGGCCAUGACGUUAACUACCUCAGGUUACUCAACAGAAAAAAUUCAAUUAUUAUAAUUUAAUAAUUAAUUCUAAAAUUUGUAUGUUACUUUCUUGAGAGUAGAACUUUUAAGAGAAAAUAUUUCAAAAACUUGUAAUUAUGUAUAUACCUAUGAAAAUAUGCAGUUCAAAUAUUUUCAAUUGCAAAUUUAUUUCAUAUAUAUUUUUGAAAUUAAAGUGAAAUUCAAAUAAGAAAAUA